UGGUUAAAAAUUAUUUCUGAAUCACAAUCACCAUCAAUAAAAUUGCCUAAAUCUGUUGAAGAACAAUUUGACUGCUAUUUGAAAGAAACGAAUAUCGAAAAAAUUCGUGAAUCAUUUGAGUCAUAUAAAAAAGUAACUUUGGAAGAAGAUAGAUACACUCGUAAAGUUGUGGAUCAUUUGGGUGAAAUUUCAAGCGUGCCCUCAGCAAACCGCCGAAAUUUACAUCUCAAAGAAGGCAAAAGACGUAGAAUUGGUUCAAAAGCUGAUGGUAUAGGAUCUCUCGUCAAUCUAGAUGAUAAAGAACUUUUUAUUUUUGAGCUACCCAGAGCACCAUCCUGUCUUCCAAAGAGACAUGCAGAGGGAGAUAAAGUAAAACUUGAAUGGUGCAUGAUUGACGUGCUCAAUGACCAUCUGGAAGAUUAUAAAAUGUGUGAUAUUGAGGUUGCUAAGAAAUUCCGAGUAUUUGGUUUUCAAACUGAUGAAA
Molecule: messenger RNA, 484 nt
Organism: Entrophospora candida
Lineage: Eukaryota; Fungi; Glomeromycota; Glomeromycetes; Entrophosporales; Entrophosporaceae
Source: the annotation of a GenBank genome assembly